Molecule: messenger RNA, 1240 nt
Organism: Phalaenopsis equestris
Lineage: Eukaryota; Viridiplantae; Streptophyta; Magnoliopsida; Asparagales; Orchidaceae
Molecular function (GO): DNA binding
Source: RefSeq, a predicted model, not a curated record
UAUUAUAGAUCCCCAGUUUCCGGUUCCACAUUCCAGUCGAAAGAUGAGGUUUUGCGCCAUCUUAGUCUAGCAAAGCAUGACAGCGGCACAUCUGGAAGGGCAUCAUGUUCUAAUGAAAGCAAAAAACAACCUGCAAAAGAAAUAAAGGAAUCUCUUGAACCUUCAGGAUGGAUUUUGGAGAUUAAAAGUCGAAGGAGAGGAAAAACUGUGAGAAAGACUAACGAGUCUCCAGAUUCACAUAGAGAGUUGGGUGAAACUACCACAAUUCCUGACAGAUUGCUGCAGCCAUCUUCUUCUCAAGAAAACAUAGGGGCAAAACCACAUUACAAAAAUGAAACAGAAUCAGCAACCUUAAACCCUACCGAAUCUGAUGGCAGGAUCCUCGCAAAACAUGCAGAAGACGAGGCAACUGAGGAGGAAGAAACCAAGCCUGAAUCUGCCAUUAAAUCAAUGGAGAUCUCCAACGAAGAGGACAAGGUGACAUCGCAAGAUGAAAAUCUACCUGAGAAGCUCCCUCUGAUAUCAAAUGAGACAUCAAAGAAUUAUCUUGAAGAUGAGAUGAAACUUUCCAUGGCCAAACAGAACACUUCUGAUGAAAAAGUAAACAUUUUGGAUCUACAAAAUAAGAAUCUCUCAGAAGUGGAGAAGGAACUUCCAGUAACUGUGGGGAAUCCCUCAACUCCAGAUUUGGUGAAACCAAAGCAUGGAAGCAGGAAAAGAUUACCCAGACGGCUAUCUUACGUCGAAGCUGAUCCUAAGACUGAUGUUGAUAUGGGCGGCGAACGUCCCCAUGAAUUGAAAUCCAAAUAUGUGUUCAAACAAACCCCUCAAUGGCCUAACGAUGAAGGUGGCGCCAGCGCCAGCGCCACGAACAUGUCGGAAGGCGGAGCGAUGGUGAUGCAUGAAGCAACCAUGGAUUGGCCUGAUUUCUCAUCGGCUUCGCUGUUCGGAGAUUCGUGGUCUGAUCCUUGUUUAGAAUUUGCGUUCAAGACACUAACAGGUGAUCUCCCGGUUCUUGAUGAUGCAAUAGCGAUUCAGGAAUAUUUCCAGCAGCAGAUCUUUCUAGUUGAAGGAUCAACGAGCGCAGAUGUUCUUGCUCCUGUAUCAAAAAACAAAACAGAUACUGCGGCUAAUGUUGAUGAGGAUGAUAAGGUGGAAAAAUAGAUGUUUUCUAAAUGAAAUGUUUGAAGACAAAUUCUGUAAUGUUAUGUAAUGAUAAGAAUUAGUCUUUUUGCUGUAA